Pochonia chlamydosporia 170 is the source of this 1320-nucleotide messenger RNA. Its product is annotated as NEDD8 activating enzyme (UbaC). Gene Ontology annotation, biological process: protein neddylation. The transcript is spliced from 5 exons. Bases 1 to 1320 code for a protein of 439 amino acids. The record is from RefSeq and is a predicted model, not a curated record. Gene Ontology annotation, cellular component: nucleus; cytoplasm. Gene Ontology annotation, molecular function: NEDD8 activating enzyme activity. NCBI's taxonomy places the organism in Eukaryota, Fungi, Ascomycota, Sordariomycetes, Hypocreales, Clavicipitaceae.
AUGAGCGCGGCUACUCAAACCGCGCCAGGCGCUCGGGUCGUAAAUGAGGAAGCAAGAUGGAAGUAUCUCGAUCAUAUUCGACGGACUCCCGGUCCAUUUACCGACCCAGACGCAACAUCAGAAGAAUUCCUAGCCCAAUUUGAGAAGAUGAAAGUCCUCGUCAUCGGCGCAGGAGGCUUAGGCUGCGAAAUCCUCAAAAACCUCGCCAUGUCAAAGUUCAAAACAAUCCACGUAAUCGACAUGGACACAAUCGACAUCUCCAACCUGAACCGGCAAUUCCUCUUCCGCAGCUCAGACGUAGGCAAGUACAAAGCCGAAGUAGCCGCGCGGUUUGUGGAAAACCGCGUAAAAGGCGUCAGCAUCACACCGCACAACAAGAAGAUCCAAGACUUCGACGAGACCUUCUACAAGCAAUUCCAGCUCGUCAUCUGCGGGCUCGACUCCGUCGAGGCGCGGCGCUGGAUCAACGCCAUGCUCGUGUCUAUCGCUGAAGAAGGCGAAGACGACCCGGACAGCAUCAAGCCGCUCAUCGACGGCGGCACAGAAGGCUUCAAGGGCCAGUCGCGCGUCAUCUUCCCGUCCAUCACGUCCUGCAUCGAGUGCCAGCUGGACAUGCAUGCGCCCCGGGCCGCCGUACCGCUCUGCACAAUCGCCUCUAUCCCGCGGCAGCCAGAGCACUGCAUCGAGUGGGCGCACAUUAUUGCGUGGGAGGAGGAGAAGCCGUUUCCGAGCCUGGACAAGGAUGACCCCGAGCACGUCACAUGGCUGUAUGAGAAGGCGCUUGCUCGAGCGCAGGAAUUUGGUAUCCAGGGUGUAACUUACUCCUUAACCCAGGGUACCAUCAAGAACAUCAUCCCGGCGAUAGCGUCGACAAACGCCAUCAUAGCAGCGUCGUGCUGCAACGAAGCGUUCAAGAUUGCAACUAAUUCUGCACCCUGUCUUGGCUUCGAGAACAAUUACAUGAUGUACUCUGGCAAUGACAGCAUCUACACGUACACCUUUAAGCACGAGAGGAGGGAUGACUGCCCGGUGUGCGGGAGAAAGGCUCGCCCGUUGGAGGUCGAUCCCAAGAGCACGCUGCAGGAGCUAUUGGACUCCUUUGCUGUCCGGCCGGAAGCGCAGCUGAAGAAGCCGUCUAUACGGGCGGAGGGGAGGACGUUGUAUAUGCAGUUCCCGCCGGGGUUGGAGGAGCAGACGAGACCUAAUCUGGGCAAGACUAUUACAGAGUUGGGAUUAAUAGAUGGGCAGCAGGUCGUUGUUACUGAUCCGGCAUUUCCGCUAGAGUUUAACUAUUUCUUCAGGUUUAAGAAGACCUACUAG